UUGAAGUGUUACGGAAGCUGGCAGUGCAGUUUUUUGGUCACUUCGACCGCAUCUUUAAUCAUUCUUAAUCUUAACAGGUAAAGCCAAUCAUCCAGGCAUUCACAAAGACAGGCAAACAGAUUCACUCAACAUUCAUUUCCAUCAUAUUCAGGUACUGUACAGGGCUCUAAUUAGUGGCGCAGGCACUCCAUAAUUCACACAUCUUUCAUUCCAUCACAUUCAGGUAAAGCCAAUCAUCCAGGCAUUCACAAAGACAGGCAAACAGAUUCACUCAACAUUCAUUUCCAUCAUAUUCAGGUACACACAAUACCAUUCUGGUCCUUCGAGGGAAAAGUUACUAGCGCCUGUGGAGACCGAGAAGGGACCAUUCCGGUCCUUCAAGGGAAAAUCAGCGCCUGUGGAGAAGGAGAAGGAACCAUUCUGAUCCUUCAAGCAGCCCUUUGUGCCAAAAAUCUGUGUCUUCAGAGCCACUUCCGGGCCACGUGCAACAACAGUGCCAGCACGUGGUUGUGUCAAGUCUUCACAUAACCUCAAAAUCAUUCAGCGACAUUCGGCACAUUUGAGAACGAUUUUUCCGCCAAUUGGUACAUAGGAACGUCAUCCCGGUCAGAGACUGUUUAACCCAGACUCAGCUCAGUUAAUCAGCCCGCCAACAAAAUGUCGUUCGUCAAGAGGCGUGGAAUUAUCCAAGCUCAGCUAACCAAGCUGAAGUCUCAUUUGGAUGGUUUCUCAGAGGAACAAUUGUCUCAACCGAAUGUUGUCAACAAUCUCAGAGCUCGUUUGGAUUAUUUGGAGGAAUACAGACUGAAGUACAUUGACAUCCAGGAGUGUAUCAUUCACGAACUGAAUGACCCAGACCAAAUCAAACAAGAGGAGAUGAUGACUCUUUCUUUCAUCGAGGCUUGCGAUCAGCUGGACAUCAAGAUCAGGGAGAUGAUUCGUAGGAGCAAGGCCGCAACAGUCGGGUCCAAUGCUGACAGCGAAAUGAUAUCCAUGAUCGACAAGAUGAUCAGCCAGCACAACAAGUCACUUGCCAAACUGAUGAGUUCUCAUGAGGAGCAACUGAAAUCUCUGUCGGCGAAAGUCACGUUCAGCCCAGACAGUCAGAGCGACGUGAACCUUCCCCAUCUCGAUCUGAAGUCAUUCAGUGGAGAGUACUCAGACUGGCCUGGUUUUUACCAGUUCUUCCGCACAACCAUUCACGAGAACAAGAAGCUCAAGGCCAUUCAAAAGUUUCAGUACCUCAUAAAAUCGCUCAACGGUGAGGCAUAUUCAGUCAUCCAGAACCUCACAGUCACUGAGAGCAAUUAUGAACGAGCAUGGGACUUGCUUCUCAGGAGGUUUGACAAACCAAAGAGCAUCAUCAAGGAAUAUUUCAACAGCUUCUUCUCACAGUCAGAGCUUAAAACGGCAGAUGUAGCUAAACUUCGAAAGAUUCACAGCGUUUACGAAGGCGCAAUUCAAGGAGCAGAAAACAUGGGUGCAACCACAAAGGAUGCAUGGUUGGUGCACUUCGCCUCACAGACGUUGGAUCCCGACACAAGGGAGUUAUGGUCACGUGAGCCCACAGAAGGAAUCCUACCAACAUGGAAAGAAUUCAGCGACUUCUUGUCAAGGCGUUGUGAUUCAUUGGAAGCGUACUCAAAGAAAAACGAUCAAAGCUCAACAUCUCAGCCAGCUCAGAAGAAACCUGUUGGUUCCAAAGUCUCUUCAAACAAACCACAAAAACAGUCAACAUUCAUCAAUACAACCACAGAAACAUGCGGAAUUUGUUCAGAGGGAUCUCAUCCAGCUUGGAAAUGCGACAGGUUCCUGGCACAAUCGCCAGCACAGAAGCUGGACACGCUACGCAGGCUCAGGAUGUGUAUCAACUGUCUAAGUUCCAAUCACACCAAUUGUGCUCGCGGUUCAUGCAAGGUUUGCCGUCAGCAGCACAACUCAUUGGUCCAUGAUGCCUUCAAACAGAAAGUAUCAUCGGCGACCAAACCCACAUCAGUGGACAAACCGGCGACAUCAGCAGCGUCCGGAAACUCAGCAUCCUUGGACACAGUGGACACGUACAUCCCUGGCUCCUCAUCCAGCGGAAUCCAGCGAACGUUCCUCACCAGGGUUGCCAAGAGCACACUUCUCCCAACUGUCCAGGUCCUCGCCAAGGGGGCUAACGGGAAACUCUACAAAGGUCGGGCACUCUUGGACGCAUGCAGCCAAGUCAAUUUUGCCUCAGCACGAUUUGUAGAUCAACUCAAACUCCCGAAGACAAGUGAGAGAAAUCAUACAGUCUCAAGCAUCAACGGUGUUUCAACAUGCAUCAAAAGCACCACAGACAUCAACAUCUCAUCGACAGAUCAGCAGUUCCAGAUGGCCGCCAACUUCAUGGUUAUCAACAAGAUUGUAGAUGAGAUGCCCGUGGACUUUGUAGAGCUUGACUGGCAAAUUCCCGAGCACAUUACAUUGGCCGAUCCCGAGUUCAUGUAUCCUGGCAGAAUUGAUCUGCUCCUUGGUGCGGAUUUCGACGCAAGAGCGAGGCGCUCAGGGCAUUUGCAGGACAAUUCACCAGCCUUACUUGAAACAGCAUUUGGAUGGGUCGUUCAAGGCGCGUGGAAUCAAACAGAAGGCUCUCGGGUCAGCACUUUUCUCAACAUCUCCUCAGUCACACUGGACAAGUCCCUCACAAGAUUCUGGGAGAUUGAAGAGAAUUGUCAGCAGGAGUCCACAUCAAUGUCCUCUGAGGAACUCGAGUGUGAGAAGUACUUCUCCGACACCACCAAAAGGGACUCGGAAGGGCGAUACAUUGUCCGUCUUCCUACUCGCAGCAAUGUGUCAGAGUUGGGAGACUCAAAGUUCGUAGCUCAGCAGCGAUUCAAACAGCUGGAGAGGAAGCUGCAGGCCAAUUCAGAACUACAAACUCAUUACAUCAGUUUCAUGAACCAAUACCAGGAGUUGGGUCACAUGAGGGUACUCCCAGAUGACUACACGUCAUCCCGGUCAGAGUACUAUCUGCCACAUCAUGCAGUGGUCAGAAUGUCUUCUUCAUCAACUCCCGUUCGUGUCGUCUUUGACGCCAGCAGCAAGACAUCUUCAUCACUAUCACUCAAUUCCGUGCUCAAAGUGGGCCCUCGCAUUCAGGAGGACUUGUUCAACAUUUUGAUCCGGUACCGCCAGUACAACCAUGUGCUCAAGGCAGACAUACAGAAGAUGUUCAGGCAGGUCAAGAUGCACGAAGACGAUCAAAAUCUCCAGCGAAUUUUGUGGCGAGAUAGUCCGGAAAAACCACUACAGACUUUUCUACUGACUACAGUCACUUACGGCACAGCCAGUGCCCCAUACCUCUCCACACGAUGUAUGCAGCAGUUGGUAUUAGAUGAUGGUGACAGAUUCCCUCAAGCCAAGGAGAUUGCACUCAAGGACUUUUACGUCGACGAUCUACUUACUGGCACACAAACAAUCGAGGAAGCUAUCAAUCUCCAGGAACAGCUAACUGCACUUUUCAAAGGAGGAGGUUUUCCACUGAAGAAAUGGACUUCAAACAGACAGCAGGUCUUGGAGCACAUUCCACCAGAAGACAGAGAGACCCAAUCAGUCAUGGAUUUCAAUUCUGAAGGUGGUAUCAAGACUCUUGGGCUUCAGUGGCAUCCGUCAACAGACAUUUUCACAUUCUCAACCGCCUUCAAAGAUGGUGCUAUCACAAAACGUGCAGUGCUCUCAAACAUGUCUCGCAUUUUCGAUCCUCUCGGAUUGAUUUCACCAGUGACCAUCACCGCAAAAAUACUCAUGCAAAAAUUGUGGAAGGAAAAUCUGGAUUGGGACACGGAACUGCCUGACGAUUUGCGAGCCCAGUGGAUUGCCUAUGAGAAGGAUGUUCAACAUCUGUCACUCAUCUCCAUUCCAAGGAAGUUCACUGAAUUUGAGGACGUCAAGCAUCUUCAAUUGUACGCUUUUUCUGAUGCAUCUCAAAGGGCAUACUCAGCUUGCAUCUACGCCAGAACAAUCAAUCACCAGGGAGACAUCAGUUGUUACCUCAUUGCAGCCAAAACACGUGUCUCUCCACUCACAACAGUGACAAUACCACGACUUGAGCUGUGCGGAGCCGUACUCCUGAUCAGGCUACUCAAGAAAGUUCAAUCAUCCCUUACCAUGGAGGUCGAUGACAUUCGGGCUUUCACGGACUCAACAAUUGUUCUCCACUGGAUUUACGGGGACCUCAACAGAUGGAAGACAUUUGUCCGAAAUCGUGUCGCAGAGAUUCAAGGCAUCCUCCCAGCCUCUGCUUGGAGUCACGUGAGGUCAGAGGACAAUCCAGCUGAUCUCGCAUCCCGUGGCGUUAAGACAGAAGAGCUGCUUACCAACAAUUUCUGGUGGAAUGGCCCUCAAUGGAUUUGUGACGACAUCAACCCCCAAUUCAAUCAGCAAAUCAAUCCAGAAGACAUCCCAGAGGACGACACUGAGCAAGUCAAGGUAUGUGCACUCAUGAAUAUUGCUAACCCCUUUUGGAAUAUCAUUCCUAGAUACUCCUCUUUGACGAGGCUCAUGAGAGCUGUGGCGAUUCUCACAAGAUUCACCCAAUUCAUCCUGAACAAAUGCAAGAGGCCGUGCAAGAUCAACCGUGGUCCUCUCACCUCAGAAGAGCUGGCAACAGCCCAAGGAUCUAUCACCAAGGCAGUUCAGAUUCAGUCAUUUUCUGAGGACAUUCACCAUUUGACUCGCCACAAGGAGGUCUCGAAGAGUUCCAAAAUCCGCAAUCUCCAUCCCUUCCUGGACGAUAGAGGUCUUCUUCGUGUAGGAGGCAGGAUCGAGCGUGCCAGCACAACAUACGAUCACAAACACCCACUCUUGCUACCAUCCACUCAUCAUUUCACGGAUUUGGUGGCACGGGAAUUUCAUCAAAAAACACUCCACGGAGGUCCUCACCUUCUCCUCAGCACGAUGAGAAUGCAGUUUUGGCCCAUCCAUGGAAUGACAGUGGCGAAGAGGAUCGUCAGGGAAUGUGUCAAAUGCUUCAGAGUGAAUCCCAGGGGCGUAGAACAGUUGAUGAGCAAUUGUCCAGAGAACAGAGUUUGUCAAUUCAGGGUCUUCACUCACACAGGGAUUGACUUUUGCGGCCCAUUCUACCUCAAGCCACUCACACGAAAGGGUGCCUCCCCCAAGGUGUACGUUUGUGUCUACAUUUGCCUCACAACCAGGGCUGUACAUCUGGAAAUGGUUGAGUCACUCACGACAGAUGCGUUCAUCGGGUCUUUGAAGCGAUUCACGGCAAGACGUGGGAUGCCACAACACAUUUAUUGCGACAACGCCACAAAUUUUGUUGGAGCCAGCCGUGAAUUGGAAGACCUCAAAAAACUGUUCUUUUCAGAACAACACCAGAAUUCUGUCAUCAAUGCCGCAUCGGAUCAGGGUAUCAGAUUCCAUUUCAUACCCCCCGCUAGCCCGUCAUUUGGAGGAUCAUGGGAAUCCUGUGUGAAACUCUUCAAGACACACUUCCGUAGAGUGGCUGGAGACACAAAACUCACUCAGGAGCAAAUGGUCACUGUAAUAGCUCAAAUCGAGGCAAUCAUCAACUCAAGGCCUCUGACAGCUCUCUCAGAUGACCCCAAGGACUUCGGCGUGCUCACACCGGGUCAUUUUUUGAUCGGCGCCCCAUUGACAGCAAUUCCGGAGCCAAGUGUCAAUGACAUCCCAGCUGAUCGACUUGGAAAAUGGCAACAUUGCCAGCAAAUCGUCGAACAUUUUUGGAAGAGGUGGCACAAAGAAUAUCUGCAUACAUUGCAGACCCGCAACAAGUGGAAGAACAUCACCCCUCCGGUACAGAUCAACGAUUUGGUUCUCAUCAGGAACGAUCAGCUGCCUCCUCUCAAGUGGACAAUGGGCCGUGUAACCAACAUUCACCCAGGAGAAGACGGAUUAAUCAGAGUGGUAAGUCUGCAGACACCCCAUGGAAUCACUCAGCGUGCGCUGCCCAAGAUCUGCCCUUUGCCUAAGACGUCUUCAGAGAAUUCCAUGAAAUUGCCAGCAAUUUCACCCGGUCAGGAUGUUAAGGCGCCAAUGUCAAUUGACGCCAUCACAAGCGAGUGCGCGGCGAAAAGCUCGCUGUCAGUUAUUGAGGGCAAGUGAAGCUGACUUCACUCCGUCACGUCACCGGCAGCGACCACACACACACACACUAUCGAUCGCAAGCAAGUCACGCAGCAGCAAGGAAGAAUUUCAUCAUCUCUAAUUUUCUCUAGUUUUCGUUUAAGUAUUGUUGAAUUUUUAAUUAGUCAUUUGUGAAAAAUAAAGUUGAAGUGUUACGGAAGCUGGCAGUGCAGUUUUUUGGUCACUUCGACCGCAUCUUUAAUCAUUCUUAAUCUUAACAGGUAAAGCCAAUCAUCCAGGCAUUCACAAAGACAGGCAAACAGAUUCACUCAACAUUCAUUUCCAUCAUAUUCAGGUACUGUACAGGGCUCUAAUUAGUGGCGCAGGCACUCCAUAAUUCACACAUCUUUCAUUCCAUCACAUUCAGGUACACACAAUACCACAUUCAGUAUUUGCUGUUUAAAUUGAUUUCUGAGAUACUAAAACGUAAUUCAAUAUAGUUUAGCUUCAAAAUGGAAGCACUCUGUCUAUCUAUCAAGCUCAAUAAAUUGAUACUAUAUCUCAUUCUCUUCUGAAAAGUGUACACAUAAAUUUAAUAGUGCCUACAGGGACUUUGGGGUGGAGUUAGGCAAAAGAGAUUACUUAAAAAAAUCAAUAACUCUUCAGAAUAUCAUGUACACUCUUUUUGCUAGAUUCUGCAAUAAAAAAUGCCUUUUAUCUACUGAAUCAUCAAUUUGUAAACGUAAUUUUUUGAUCUUUCUUUAAUAUAAAUAAGAUAAAUGGUACAUAGGAAUUUUUUGUCGUGAACGUCAAAUCAAUUUAUUUCAACUUCUUUCUACCAUUUCCCAGGAGGAAAAUCCAUGAUGGGAUAGAAUGAAAUUUUGUUGAACCCACACAUUUUCUAUUUUGUGCUAUUCGCGGUAGAGAAAAGCCUUUUACGCUUCCUUAAUGUAAUUUUAUUAAAUGGCAUACACACCUUAAGAGGUAAUAUGUUUGCAAGGAGGAAAUUCACUUGAGAGACACAUAAUUUGAUAUUGAUGGUAUUGAAAAAUAGACUUGUCUCGAACACUUGUUUCUCUCAGUUCUAUUUCACUUAAUUUUCCACGUAAUUAAGAGCAAUUGAGCAACGCAUUUCAAUUUGCGCUCAUUUAAGCACAUACCGACUAAUUCAUUUUCUUAAAUUGCGAUGAAUGAAAAAUUGCCAUCCAGAGUCUUCCGGACUUAAACUUUCUUCCCUAUCGAUAAGGCUUUUUUUCAGGUUUCCCGAUACCAUCUGUCUGGAAAUUUUCAGAGAAACUUCUAUAUCUUCCAAAAAGUAAUUUAGAAAUUGCGCCUUAUUUUCAUUUAAAACUGCGCAUUUUUUUCCGCAUGGAAUAAAAUUAAAUAAGAAGUGUUUUCCUUGAAAAUUAUUUCUUUCAAUAAUUGUUAAAUAGGUUCUUCAGAGAUAAAUUGCUAUUAUGAGAUUUUGUGCUCAACACAAAAAAAAAAUUAGAAAUGUUCUGAACUUUAUUGCGACAUUCAUUUCAAUCUAACAUGACUCCGCUCAAUGUUUUAUUGCUGUAUUUAUGGCUCUAUCUCCGAAUGUAUUUUGCAGCAUUAAUAUCCAUGAGAAUACGAUGCUUCAUUUGGAGAAUUCUCCUUUAAAAUUUCUAAAGCUCCCAACAAUAUACAAAGCCAUCAGAAAAUUUCUCUUUUGUUGAUAAUUUCAAUUACGAAAUAUCCCAAGGGGUAAGUCAUUUCGGAGAACUCGAGUCAAAGCGAUUAGGGGACCCACGGGGAAUUCACGAGGAACUCUGGGACCUCAUGAGAAAAUCUGGGACCUCUCGAGGAAAUCUUGUAUCUCACGAGGAACUCGGGAACCUCACGAAGAACUCGGGAUCCUCACGAGGAACUCGGGUACCUCAUAAGAAAAUCUAAGACCUCACGAGGAACUCGGGGACCUCACGAGAAACUCGGGGACCUCACGAGAAACUCAGGGACCUCACGAGAAACUCGGGGCCUCACGAUAAACUCGAGAACCUCAUGAGAAAAUCUGGGACUUCACGAGGAAUUCAGGGACCUCACGAAGAAUUCGGGGACCUCACGAGGAACACGGGGAUCUCAUGAAAAAAUCUGGGACCUCACGAGAAAAUAUGGAAGCUCACGAGGAAAUUUGGAACUUCACGAGGAAUUCGGGGACCUCACGAGGAACUCGACGACCUCACGAGGAACUCGGGGACCUCACGGGAAAAUCUGGGACCUCACGAGGAACUCGGGGAUCUCAUGAGAAAAUCUGGGACCUGGAAAUAUGGAACCUUACGAGGAAAUCUGGAAGCUCACGAGGAAAUUUGGGACUUUACGAGGAAUUCGGGGACCUCACGAGGAACUCGGGAACAUCAUGAGAAAAUAUGGAACCUCACGAGGAACUCGGGGAUCUCAUGAGAAAAUCUGGGACCUCGCGAGGAACUCGGGUCGGGGAUCUCACGAGAAACUCGUAGACCUCUCGAGGAACUCGGGGAGCUCACGGGGAACCAUGGAAACCAUUCAUAGACCCAAAUUUUCACUUCUUUGAAAUUGGCAAAAUGUUGCUUAACCAAGUCAUGCGCAAAUGACCGUAAAAAGCGAUUAUCGGAAAGGUCCAAGUCUAGAGAAUACAGCAGGGGCGGUAGGAUAUCCGAAUUCAGCGUUUUAAUGUUGACCACAUUGAAAAAAAUUAUUUGUGCAAAGCAUAAAUCGUCCGAAGGUAGCGCAAUUUUCCCUACAUGUGUCACUAGCGCCAUUCAACUGUGAGUGGCGGAUUUCAGGUUGAGGACCUAGUAUAUAUUUUUUUUUUCUGGGAACCUACAGGGAAGUUGAGGAACCCAUACAAGGAAGUCAAGCUUAAGUGAAAACGGAUUGAAAGAAUGUGAUAUGAAUAGCCUACAUUUCUUAUGAACCAUUGGCGUUGAAAAUAGACCAAAGACCUCUCCUGUAGGUAUGCAAUUUUUCUGUGUCACUCAAGUGAAUUCGCGGGCUUUUUUCGGUUCCGAGAAUUUCUUUGAAAGCGGAACUCCCUGUAUAUUUUUUUAAUGGAACCGAGACUGCAGUCAUUCAGUAUUGCUUAUGAAUCACCCCUUGAAAUUUCCCACCACAAUAUCCCCCUGAGGAUUCAUAUAUGCAUUUUCCUCUCUCUCAGAGGAGGUUUUUGCCCUUCAGGAAAAUUGUGGGGAGCACAAGAGUCAAUUUGGGGGUGUGUUCCAGUGAGAAUAUCAUCAAAAUCACCGAGAAUUUCUCUCCCAUCUGAAAUCCCUUCACUCUCUUUCUCUCUCUCUUUCCCUUCAAAACCCUAUAUAGUUUUCGUAUCGAUUUUCCACGGGAAAAUGUUGACUAUGACGUAAAAGAGUCUUCCCAGUGACUUUGCGGCAAAAAAAAAUGCGCGCCAAAGAACCAAAACAAAACCCGAAGAAAGAACGCAAUUCGACCUCAUACAGGGUGACAUCAGCAAUUCAUUUCUUAUUUCACAUCCGCCCACCAAUACCCAUCCUCAAAUCCCAACAGGAUCACAUUUCUUCGAGGGACAAGUGCGAGAUACCCAACCUUAAUCGACCAAACCCUCGAGGAAUGUUUCAGAGAUGUGUCCAAAUGCCCAUUUUUAUAUCUACAUUCCCAAUGUGAAAGGAAUAAAAGUACUUUACCCAUCAGCAAAAA
Molecule: messenger RNA, 9735 nt
Organism: Phlebotomus papatasi
Lineage: Eukaryota; Metazoa; Arthropoda; Insecta; Diptera; Psychodidae
Exons: 3
Coding region: 658-6108 (1816 amino acids)
Biological process (GO): DNA integration
Molecular function (GO): nucleic acid binding
Source: RefSeq, a predicted model, not a curated record